Messenger RNA from Sphaeroforma arctica JP610, 855 nucleotides. RefSeq lists its product as hypothetical. NCBI's taxonomy places the organism in Eukaryota, Ichthyosporea, Ichthyophonida. The coding region runs from base 1 to 855 and encodes 284 amino acids. The record is from RefSeq and is a predicted model, not a curated record. The transcript has 2 exons.
AUGGACAGUGGAGUGUGGACUGUGGACUGUGGACUGUGGACUGUGGACUGUGGACUGUGGACUGUGGACUGUGGACUGUGGACUGUGGACUGUGGACUGUGGACUGUGGACUGUGGACUGUGGAGUGUGAAGUGUGGAGUGUGGAGUGUGAAGUGUGGAGUAUGGAGUGUGAAGUGUGGAGUGUGGACUGUGGACUGUGGACGCGGUGCCUGGGGUCUGGGACUUUGCAACGAGCAAUUGCACACGAAAAUGGGACUUGUCAAUAAAAUCCUGAGGAAGGCUAGCUUAUCCUCCACUCCGAAGCCUCAUGUACACAUCAUAACGAGUGCAACUUUCAUGAAGGAUGUUGCACAACUUGCACAGUCACAGAGUAACCUGGACUCUGCAUCGGAUGAUGUUUGUAUGGUUACAAGUAGUCUCUCGUCGCCGGACGGGGUCAAAAUUGCGCAUAUUAAACAGAAUAGAAGCCGGGAUUCGUAUUUCAAGCGUCAUGCUGUGAGAGCUACAGGGCUGCAAUUGGAAAAGGGCGAUAGUACAGCCGUACAGCAAAUGAAUCGAAAUACUGUUCAUGAGCCGACUAAAAGAAGAGUGUGCUUUAGUAACAAAAUCGCUGUGAGUGAUACAUAUACCAGCUCACAAUACAAUAGGAAAUCUUUGGAGAAGACGGAGACAGAGAAUGUUGCAGAUAUCUACCGUGAGCUGAUGAUUUACAAAUUAACUGAAAUGAAUGUUCAUGACGCGGCCAUAUACAACACUAACCAGCAUUUGAAUCGGGCCCCAACUGCUUGGCGAAAUGAGAUGUUACAAAUCUGUAAUUCUAUUCUAUCUGAAUACACGGAGAGAUUUGACUGCUAG